Molecule: messenger RNA, 4035 nt
Organism: Bactrocera neohumeralis
Lineage: Eukaryota; Metazoa; Arthropoda; Insecta; Diptera; Tephritidae
Gene: Upf2
Product: regulator of nonsense transcripts 2
Exons: 7
Coding region: 123-3728 (1201 amino acids)
Biological process (GO): nuclear-transcribed mRNA catabolic process, nonsense-mediated decay
Cellular component (GO): cytoplasm; exon-exon junction complex
Molecular function (GO): RNA binding; protein binding
Source: RefSeq, a predicted model, not a curated record
AAUGUCAAAUCUGCUGUUCAGCUACGAAGAUAUAAAAAACUGCACAGUGAAUAGAUUGGAAAUUUGGAUAUUCUUAAAAAAUAUUUAAAAGUCAAUUUUGCCAAUUAAAAAGAACUGCCAAAAUGGUGGUGGAAAGUUUAACUAAUGGUGAUGACUCUAAGCAAGCCGAGGAGAAAUCGGAACCAAACGCACAAACGGAUGCAGAACAGGAUGAGGCCACUGCAGCCGCCAAUGAAGCCGAACAACGUGAACGCGAAGAGCUCAAUACUUUCAUAGUGGAAUUACAAGCCAAAAUUAACUCGAAAGCGCAACUCCGUGCUGAAAAUGUUAACUGUGAACAUCCAGGAGACUCCUUUUUUGCUAAACUCGAUUCCAGUUUGAAGCGAAAUACAGCAUUUGUGAAGAAACUCAAGCAGUUUACGGCGGCCCAAUUGGAUACACUACUUAAAGAUAUGAGCGGACUUAAUUUGAGUAAAUAUAUUUCUGAAAUAUGUGCAGCACUUUCUGAAGCAAAAAUGAAAAUGACUGACGUACCGGCGGCAGUAACACUCUGCUCGCGCUUACACCAAACCUAUGCUGACUUUGAUGCACAAUUUCUCGAAGCGUGGCAAAAGUCUUUAGCAUUGAAGCCAGGUGAAAAGAUCUCUAAUCCAAGUAAGUUGCGCGUCGACUUACGUUUAUUUGCGGAACUGGUAAGCUCAGGUGUGAUUAGUAGUAAACAAGGCCUACAACUACUUGGAUCUGUGCUAAUCAAUGUGAUUUCGCAAGACAAAGAGGAUCACAGCAAUUUCUCAAUUAUAUUGUCUUUUUGUCGACACUGCGGUGAGGAGUAUGCUGGACUAGUGCCACGCAAAAUGCAAAAUUUGGCGGAAAAGUAUGGUGGAGCUGCUAUUCCAAAAUCCGAUUUUCUAGCGCCCGAUAGACAGCAAAAUUUACGGGGCUUACUAAAGGAUUACUUUAAGAAUUUGUGCAAACAUUUGAUAUCAGAGCAACAGGAAUUGCUUAAUAUGACAAAAACUAUACGCCGCACUAUGGAAUCCAAAGGCGAGAUUUCCAACGACAAGAAGGAAAAAUGUGAAUUAAUGCAAGCCAAUUUCGAUAAACUACUCUCUUCGGCACAAACGCUCUCUGACCUACUUGACGAACCGCUGCCAGAGCUAACAACAGAGACGGAAAGCUGCAACGCCGGCACUGUAAUCGAAAAUAUGCUCGAAGAUGCCACUAUGGGUGAACUUGAUCCUUGGGGGGAUGAUGAAACGAAAAGCUUUUACACCGAUUUGCCAGAUUUGCGGCAAUACCUACCUAAUUUCAGCGCACCAAAAGUGGAUUUGGAACAGAAUGAAGAGCCCACGGAAAUGACAGAGGAGGCACUCGAUGCUGAUAUUGAUGUGGAAAUGGAAAUAGAUGAUCCACCUUCCACAACAUCGGAUCCACCGAAUGAUAAAGACGCAGAAGCGGCUGCGGAACCAGCCAACGAAGAGUCGGCCCCAACAGCGCCAUUACCAGAUAAAAUUGCGAAUGCGCUAAUGGAAGCGGGGCGUUUAAAUGCUAUUCAGGUGCCACAUAGCAAACAGCAUUUCGAUCAAUUUUUGACAAAUCUGAAUAACUGCGUCAACAAAGAACUCAUCGAUUCCGCAGCCAUCGAGUUCCUGCUGAAUUUCAAUACAAAAAAUAAUCGCAAAAAACUUACCAAAUCCAUUUUUACAGUACAGAGAACACGUUUGGAUUUACUGCCAUUCCUGUCCCGUUUCGUCGCCAUUGUCAAUCUGUGUAACACAGACGUUGCUGUGGACUUGUCGGAAAUGUUGCGAAAGGAGUUCAAAUGGCACAUACGCAAAAAGAAUCAACUCAACAUCGAAUCGAAAAUCAAAAUUGUACGCUUCCUCGGUGAAAUGGUGAAAUUCGGACUUUGCAAGAAGUUCGAUGCGCUGAGCUGCUUGAAAAUGUUGCUGCGUGACUUCCAACAUCAUCAAAUCGAAAUGGCAUGCGCUUUCAUUGAGGUUGCUGGCAUUUAUCUAUACAAUUGUCGCGAUUCGCGUCUGCUAACCAACGUCUUCCUUGAUCAAAUGAUGCGUCUGAAAACUGCCACCGCUUUGGACUCACGACACGCCGCACAAGUGGAAAGUGUUUACUACCUCGUUAAGCCGCCAGACACGGUGAAGCAAGACGCUGUCGUGCGCCCGGUAAUACACGAGUACAUACGCCAUUUAAUAUUCGAAGAGCUGUGCAAGCAAAAUGUGGACCGUUGCAUAAAAAUGAUGCGUCGCAUCAAUUGGGAUGAUCCGGAGGUGAGCAACUAUGCCAUAAAGUGCAUGUCCAAGGCAUAUUUGUUACGUUUUCCACUCAUACGUUGUCUUGCCGAUCUGGUGUCGGGUCUGAGUUCAUAUCAAGAGCGCGCUGUGACUAUGGUCAUCGAUAAUGUUUUCGAAGACAUACGCGCUGGUCUCGAAAUACACUCACCGAAAUUAGCACAACGGCGCAUAGCGAUGGCUAAAUAUUUGGGUGAAUUGUAUAACUAUAAAUUGGUGGAGUCCACGAAUAUAUUGAACACACUCUACUCCAUUAUCUCACUGGGCGUGUCAACUGAGGAGGGCGUUUAUUCAGAAUUAGAUCCACCAGAUAGUUUAUUCCGUUUAAAGUUAGCCUGUAUGCUGCUGGAUACGUGUGGCCAAUAUUUCACCAGUUCCAUGAGUCGUAAAAAGCUUGACUACUUCCUUGUGUUUUUCCAACACUACUACUGGUACAAAAAGUCACACCCGGUAUUUAGUAGAGUCGAAAAUACAGCGGACUUAUUUCCCAUAUUAGUAGAUCACAUGUACCGCGAUUGUGUGGCAAAUGUGCGGCCAAAAUUAAAGCUCUACAAAAAUCUCGACCAAGCCAAGGAAGCGAUUGAGAAAUUAAAGGAAGAAUUGUAUCCACAAUUGAAAGCCGGCAUGCAGGCACAAACUGAGACUGAUACUAAUCUGGAGCCCAUACGCGAGGACAGUGAAUUUGAUGACGCACUGAGUGACGAUUCCUCUUCCGAACGUGAACCACGUACACGCAAUCACGACGCUUGUGGCGAUGAUGAUCCCAAUACCGAGGACGCCAACAAUGCCAACGAAUUGGCGAACACCACCGAUUGGACUGAAAAUGAAUAUAUGCUCGAAGAUUGCGAACCACCUGUGGCGGAGCGAUCCAAAGAAGAUCUGGAAUUCGAACAGAUGUUUGAGAAGAUGGCCGCCGACAGUUAUCAAGAGCGCAUCAAAGAGACUGUUAAACCGAACACAAAAGACAUACCAGUACCAAUGAUGGCUAGAACGAGCAAGAAAUCCUAUGAGCAAAUUACCACCGCAAGCGGUAAUCAAUCAGGUGGCGAAAAAGAAGCAGCUAAAAGUAACGCAUCCAAUGCUGCUGGCAACACUGCUGGUAGCGGUGGCAGUGUAGUGCCAUUUGUGUUAAUGGUGCGCAGCGGCAAAGGUGGCAAACAGCAAUUUAAGCAAUUCGUGGCGCCAUCCGAUUCGCAGUUAGCCAUCAAUUUGAAGCUGCAGGAGGAGAAGACACGCGAGGAGAAGGAACGUGUGAAGCGUUUAACGCUGAACAUAACUGAGCGCAUAGAAGAGGAGGAUUACCAGGAGUCAUUAAUGCAAUCUCAACGUAAUAUGUCGCAAAAUCACUACCAGCGUCCCAGCAAACCAAAGUUCCGCCAUCAGAAAGGCGCUCCCGAUGCUGAUUUGAUCUUCAAUUAGACACCUGCGGCGAAGUUAAGUAUAAUUCUCACCCAAAUUGUGGGUUUUCCUUUACGAUUGUCGCAGUGUUAAAAUGUAAGUCGCAGUCUCAACUAAUGCGCUUUAAAUGCUGUGAGUGAAAGUCUACGUUGCUCAGUGCAAGUGAAAUGAUGAGGUUUUUUAUAAGGUUUGCGUGCUGUCAUGAUGACGUUUGUUGAGGGGUUUUAAAAGAACUUAUUAAAGUAAUUACCGAAAAUGAAGUAAUCUUGGAUUUAUUUAAAAUGUAAUAAAAUCAAAAUACCGAAUAAACUUAAAUUAUAAAAAUUAA